AUGACAAUCACCACGACGAAGCCUACAUUUACAUUGGCCGAAGGCCAGCCCAUUGCAGAUCCCUCGGUCAGUACGACACUGCCCACUUUCGGUAGCGGUGCCAUCACAACCUUGGGCGACACACUGCUCCUGGAGACACUUGCGCAUUUCAACCGUGAGCGGAUCCCUGAACGGGUGGUCCAUGCCAAGGCUGCCGGUGCUUGGGGUGAAUUCGAGGUCACCAACGAUAUCUCGUCCCUCACGGCAGCCAAGUUCCUCAACGGCGUCGGCAAGAAAACGCCCGUGCUAUUCCGUCUGAGCACGACGGGCGGCGAAAAAGGCAGCGCAGACACCGUGCGAGAUGUGCGAGGCUUUUCCGUCAAGUUCUUCACGGAGCAGGGCAAUCAUGACAUUGUCGGGAACCACAUUCCGGUGUUCUUUGUGCGCGACCCGAUCAGAUUCCCUUCCCUCAACCGCAGUCAUAAAAGGCAUCCGGCUACUAACCGUCCGGAUUGGACAAUGUUCUGGGACUUUCAUGUCAACCAGCCCGAGAGUGUCCACGCCUUGAUGCACCUAUUUGGCUCGCGCGGUAUCCCCAGUUCCAUCCGUCGGGUGACAGGGUUCGGUGUGCACACCUUCAAGCUGGUGGCGGCUGAUGGCAGCUUCAAUUACUGCAAAUUCCACUUCCGGCCGGCGCAGAGCAUCGCCCACUUCACUGGAAAACAGGCUACCCUCAUGGCCGGGGCCAAUGCCGACUUCCACAACCAGGAUCUGUGGGAUGCCAUCUCCCGGGGCCAAUAUCCGGUAUGGAAGCUGUACGUACAGGUCAUGAAGCCCGAGCAGGCCGAGACCUACGGCCGCGCUCUAUUCGAUAUUACCAAAGUCUGGCCCCAUGCGGAGUUCCCCUUGAUUGAGGUCGGACAAAUGACUCUGAACAAGAAUCCGGAGAAUUACUUUGCUGAGAUCGAGCAAGCGGCAUUCUCACCGUCUAACAUGGUCCCCGGGAUCGCAAUGACACCCGACCCUAUGCUGCAAGCCCGCAUGUUCGCCUAUCCCGACGCGCAACGAUACCGCCUCGGGGUGAACUACACCCAGCUCCCGCCCAACCGGGCCAUCUGCCCCGUCUACGCGCCCUUCGAGCGCGACGGCAUGGGCACCAUCACCCGGAACUACGGCGGCGAUCCCAACUACGUGCGGAGUACCUUGAGCCCCGGCAUCCCCAGUCAGGUGGUAUCCGACGUGCGCCACACCGAGCGCAUCGCGCAUAAUGCGAUGCUCGGCCAGAACGAGAUCCGGGUGGAUGACGAGGACUUUAUCCAGCCGCGCGAACUGUGGACGAGGGUGUUUGACGAGACCGAGAGAAGGCAGUGGGUGGCGAAUGUGUCGGAGACGCUGGAGAAUGUGGCUGCACCGCUGAGGGAUGCUGUCAUCGAGAUGUUCAACAAGGUCGAUCCGCAGAUUGGUCAAAUGAUGGCGGCGAAGACUCAGAGCAGCUCGCGCCUUUAG
Molecule: messenger RNA, 1485 nt
Organism: Aspergillus clavatus NRRL 1
Lineage: Eukaryota; Fungi; Ascomycota; Eurotiomycetes; Eurotiales; Aspergillaceae
Product: catalase
Exons: 7
Coding region: 1-1485 (494 amino acids)
Biological process (GO): response to hydrogen peroxide; hydrogen peroxide catabolic process
Cellular component (GO): peroxisome; mitochondrion; cytoplasm
Molecular function (GO): heme binding; catalase activity
Source: RefSeq, a predicted model, not a curated record